UCACCUCUGGUUUCUCUACCGCUAAUAUCCACAAAGAAGAAGAAUAUUGACAACUCGUUUUUAAAGGGAAACGACUUGCCUGGAUACAUUAUUGCUUUACUUGUAACUAGCCGUUUUGAAUCCAAUAAUAACAUAACUUUUUGAAAAAUAAAACCCCUCAAGGGUCCCGGAAGUGGAAAGUUGCUAAGUUGUCAGCAUUGCCUGGACAGAGAGAGAAGAUGCCAGCAGCAGAGGAGUCAUGUGCCGUCAACAGCGUUGUGGACAACAUCUGUAGGCUGUCUCCAGAUCUGUUGGCUGAAACAUGUCAGCACAUUCUGACUUAUCUGCAAGGGCAGACAAGAGGAGUAGAUUCAACUGAAAUUUCUGAUAGAUUGCAAAGUGCUGGAGUCAGACUUGACCAUGAAGUUCUGCAAGACAUCAUCAGGUUUCUGUUGUUGACAUUCAGGUCAAGUGGGAAGAGCAACAUCUCUGGGGAUGAGCUUGUGUCUAAACUGGAGGACAGCAGUAAUAAAUGGUCCAAAGCUUCCCUUCAGGUGUUGCACAAGCUGUGGAGUGAACAGGGUGCUUUAGUCAACGCUCAGCAGGAGGUUCAGGCUAUGCUCAGCAUCGGCCAGUUAGUGGACAUGCAGUGGAAGCUGGGCAUGGCAGUGAGCUCAGACACCUGUCGAUCUCUCAACUCUCCCUAUGUCACCCUGCUGCUAAAGAUCGUCGAGCCCUCAGGACAGAUCCGUCAGAGGUCUUUUGAGAUGACCAUUCCGCAGUUCCAGAACUUUCAUAAGCAGUUCAAGGAGAUGGCAGCUGUCAUGGAGACUGUAUGAUGGUUGCAGGCACAUUUAAGUGCUUAUCACAGUUACACCACAUUUAUACGUAACCAACGGAAGAACAGUUUGACAUGUGUUUGUCUGCUGGCUGUUUCAAAUGGAUUGUAAUUGCUGCAAAUGCCAACUCUCAGCUUUGUACUUGGAUUUUUCCACAGAUUGCAUAAGCUUCUAGAUGUUCCAGCUAUUAACACUUGAAAAGACUGUCCUCGAUAUGAGUGCCAAGAUUUAACUGUACUUCCUCCUGUUAACUUAUCCAGUAUUGACAUUUUACCUUUAGGGUUUACAUACACUGUUUAUGCUGCAAAACACGACUAAUAUCCUUAAUUGUGCCACAUCUGUUGUAUAAUAUCUAUGAUGGGGUUUAGGUGAAUCACAGUUUGUACUAAAUUGCAGUUUGCCAAUGCAUUUGUACUUUUAGACUAAAUGAAAGUGUAGGUCCACAGUGAGCACAUCCGUUGCUGUAUUUUUAUCUCUGGUUUGGGACUGUGAUUAGCCCCCACUACACAACAUUAUCUACAUAGUUACAGAUAAUAUUUGAAGUUCAUGUUUACUCUGUGCCACAGCUUUUAGUCAGGAAAGCUUGUGAAGGAAAACAGUCUGUGUGAGCUGUUUAGCCAUUGUGCGUGCUUUUAUUGCUAAGUGGUAUAAAGUACCUAAAGUACAUCCAAUCAAAUGCUAUGCUUCAGUACAUUUUCAUGUACUUUGCGUGUAGUUGUAAUUCCAUUUCAUGUUAUGUUUUACUUUGACUCCAUGACAAUUCAGAGGAAAAUAUUCUACUUUUCAUGCCAUUCCACUUUAUUCAGCAACUAGAAUGAAAAUAAUUUGUCCAAUUGAAACUUUACACUUUCAAAAGCUCACAGAAUACAACAUCUUUUUUUGACUUGUGACCCCUAAAAUAAAAUAUGUGUUACAGCUGUGGCUCCUUGUAAUGUUCCACAUGCCUGACAUGUUAUCAGGUUUCAUUUAAACAACUGUUAGAUCACCCGGACGAGUAAAAUAAUCUCCUACUUACCAAAAAGCAAACAUUAGAGAAACGAUUUUAAAAGAAAUCUACAUUGUACAGCAGACUAUUUAACAGCAACUAUCAAACCUCUACUGGCCACUGAUGCAUUACUAGGCUAACGAUUUUGUUUUUGUUGUUGUUUUUUCAGAAUGAAUACUGUUACUUUUGAUACUUGAAAUAAAUGUUGCUAUUCAUACUAUUGUUAUGCUCGAACAUGAUUCUUUGUAGUGGAAUAUGUUUGCAUUGUUAUUUUGGUACUUUAACUCAAGUACAAUCAUCUGAAUACCUUAUCCACCACUAUUGUGAUGCAAGAAAUGAUUAAAUGUGAACCUUAAUGCAUGGUUA
Molecule: messenger RNA, 2169 nt
Organism: Stegastes partitus (bicolor damselfish)
Lineage: Eukaryota; Metazoa; Chordata; Actinopteri; Pomacentridae
Gene: commd6
Product: COMM domain containing 6
Exons: 7
Coding region: 219-818 (199 amino acids)
Molecular function (GO): NF-kappaB binding
Source: RefSeq, a predicted model, not a curated record